Messenger RNA from Rhizophagus irregularis DAOM 181602=DAOM 197198, 291 nucleotides. Lineage: Eukaryota; Fungi; Glomeromycota; Glomeromycetes; Glomerales; Glomeraceae. The record is from RefSeq and is a predicted model, not a curated record.
AUGCUAUGUGAACUCGAGGGAGUUCAAAUAAUAGAUUGUGAAGAUGGAUAUCAUCUUAUGACAGAAGAAGUUGCUCAAGAGUCGGCACCUCUUGAUAGUAUCAUUCUUUACAUGGCUCCAGAGAUUUUUAUAGAUAAAAAAUAUACUACAUCUUCAGAUACACAUAGUUUUAGAAUGACUAUAUGUGAGUUCAUGACAGAUAGAAGACCUUUUUGGAACAAAAUCCUCGUUAUAGAGUUGAUAAUUAAAAUAUGUGAUGGUAAGAUGAAUUACGACACAAACGCACCUUAA